AUGGGUGGAGGAAAUGCUCGUGCAAUAGACUUGAAUGAAGAGGAUUUUGGCAGUUCCGGAUCUGAAUCUGGAGUACAACACAAAAAAGAGGAAACCGGACGGACUCCAGUCGAAAGCCAGACCAAUUUGCCUCCUAAACAUCGUUCGAGCUUGAAGCUUGACAAAGGCAAGACAAAAGUUAGAGAUAGUACAACAAAUAAAGUAUCUCGGGGAGCUUCAAGCAGCUUAUCUGAAAAUCACAAUGGCACUAGGAAUGAUACAGCAAAUAGUGUAACUGAGGGGUCGGAAGACUCAACCGCUACGACAGGAUCGGCAUCAUCCAAACCAACGGAAAAAGUGAAUCCAUUGGGUGUAACUAUCAUAAUAAAGAUGUCGGAUGGAUCGUUUCAAGACAUCCCUUUGGAAAUCGAUAAUAUUUUAGAAGUGACUGUUUCUCAACUUCGACGUAUGAUUCGUCAAAAGGCUGGAGGAACUACGCUAAAUAGGAGACUACGGCUUAUCUAUGGAGGAAAGAUAUUGAAUGAUCUCACGAAUGUAGCAGUCGAAGUUGCUGGUGUAGAAUUGGCACCUGAUAGUGCCAGUAUAUCAACGACAGGUAGCUCGUCAAAACCUGCACCAAAGGUGGUAAAGGGUCCUAAAUCUAAACGAAUCUACGUUCAUUGUGCUAUCGGUGAUAUUUUAACACCUGCUGAACUUGCCAAAGAAGGAGAAUACGACAAACGAAUUCCCACUCGAAGUACUUUGCCAGAACUGCGUGGCUUCGACAGGCUUCGUGACACAGGAUUUACUGAUGAAGAUAUUGUCCAGCUUAGGCAACAAUUUGGCAGGUUGUAUGGUACAUCACCAGCACCAGGAGCUACAAGUGGUGAGGCACAGCCUAAUAGUGAUGGGGUUGUAGAUACUACAGGUGUGCAGGGUGACCGACGUAACGAAGAAGAAAUGACCAGAUUGGAAGAGCAGUGGAUAGAAACUGGCGUUGCAGAUGGACCGCCUGAUAUCGCAGCCCUGAUGGGAGGUGACUAUCUCGAUGAUUUAGUCGGUACCCUGAUAGGUAUGUUUUUAGGAAUUCUUGUCGUUAUCCUUGUAAACGAAUCCUCGACGUUAUUCUCUAAACGACAACAAAAGUUUAUUCUCUUGGGAUCUGCUGUUAAUAUUUCAUAUGCAUUAUUGCGUAACUUACGCUAA
Messenger RNA from Sugiyamaella lignohabitans, 1185 nucleotides. Its product is annotated as Dsc3p. The record is from RefSeq and is a predicted model, not a curated record. The coding region runs from base 1 to 1185 and encodes 394 amino acids. NCBI's taxonomy places the organism in Eukaryota, Fungi, Ascomycota, Dipodascomycetes, Dipodascales, Trichomonascaceae. Gene Ontology annotation, cellular component: Dsc E3 ubiquitin ligase complex; endoplasmic reticulum. Gene Ontology annotation, biological process: protein processing. Gene Ontology annotation, molecular function: protein binding. The transcript has a single exon.